This is a messenger RNA of Plasmodium fragile, 513 nucleotides long. RefSeq lists its product as uncharacterized. The transcript is spliced from 2 exons. Lineage: Eukaryota; Apicomplexa; Aconoidasida; Haemosporida; Plasmodiidae. The record is from RefSeq and is a predicted model, not a curated record. Bases 1 to 513 code for a protein of 170 amino acids.
AUGUUGAAGGCAUGCGGGCUUAUGAGACGAGUGAGCACCACGGGUGGGGGGGGCUAUUCCCGCGGAGUUCAGGGCAAUACCCUCUUCAAUGAUGAAUAUCUGAAAAAGGCAUUCGAAAGGAUAUCCAUCGGAUCUCCAUCACAGUCGUCCGCAUCGCUAUCAUCGGCGCCAUCGUCAGUGGCCCCGCCGAGGGCAAAAAUAAACAGCGUUUUGAACUUUUUGCUGAGCUCGAAUUUGCUCCGUACCAGAUGGUCCAAGUUAGAAAUAAUUGACGAACUAUACAAACGCAGAGUUGACAAGAAGCUUUCAUUCCAUUUGAACGUUUUAUAUGGGUUGGGUUCGAAGGGGCUACACUUGAGGAGGAAGGGGAUCAUAUCGCCGGUGCUGUUUCAACCCCUGCUGGAUUACAAUCAGUUUGUUUACAUUGUGCAGGUGAUGAAAAUUGCAGACAGGGAGAGGCAAGCUGGAACGCAGAAGCAAGCCGAUUUCGUUCGGAGCUUCUUCAGAGCGUAG